Messenger RNA from Anguilla rostrata (American eel), 6316 nucleotides. It is a transcript of the gene adnp2b, whose product is annotated as ADNP homeobox 2b. The record is from RefSeq and is a predicted model, not a curated record. Gene Ontology annotation, biological process: regulation of gene expression. The transcript is spliced from 4 exons. Gene Ontology annotation, molecular function: DNA binding. Gene Ontology annotation, cellular component: nucleus. Bases 275 to 3391 code for a protein of 1038 amino acids. NCBI's taxonomy places the organism in Eukaryota, Metazoa, Chordata, Actinopteri, Anguilliformes, Anguillidae.
GCAAGCGCCAUUUUUCCUUUCUGGAAGAGGGUGAUGCAGCACAAUAAAAAUCGGUGCUACUUAAGAUAAAUGUUCCCAUUGUUCAAGUACUGUUAUUAUUGGCGACGACUUGCAGUUCGGACGAGCACGAGGGCUCAUCUUUUAGUUUAAGUGCAGCUGUUUGCACCCGUAUUGCGGUGACACCAGUGGAGCGGCGCUCACGGAUUGGUGAAAGUAGACUGACACAGAAAGCCAGAGCUCCCUCCUCAAGCUAGACGCAAAAAGGGAAGACACGAUGUAUCAGCUUCCCGUGGGAAAUUUGGACAGAAUCAGACGAUCAAGGAAGAAAGUAAAAAGUAUUUUGUCAGAAAUUGGACUUGAGAAUUGUAAAGAUUUGCUUGGGGAUCUAGAAAGCUUUGAUGCUGGUGAAAAAACGUUUCAUAAUACAGACUGGACAGAUCUCACUGAAGGCCAUGGGAAAAGGAGAAAAAAGUGGAGAUACCGCACACAGUCUUUGUGCUGCAGCCUGUGCAAGUUUUCAGCACGGUCCUGGCACGCCUACAAAGGCCAUGUCCUGAGGUGUCAUGAGGAGGAGCAGGAUCUGGGAUUGCUGUCUGUUUGUUCCUGCUGUCCGUUCAUCGCUCACCCAAGAGUCAUCUCUAGACACUUCAGAAUUUUCCAUGCCGGGCUUUCUAAGACCCCGGCGUUCACUGCUCCGCCCCUCACGUCCCAGUCUCCGGUUGGACCGUUACCCCCUGCCGCCAGCACCACGGAGAGGUACUCCUGUCGGAAAUGCUCCUACCACGACACGCUGCUGUACUGCAUGAAGAAACAUGUCUUGGUGAGCCACUACGUAUCCCUGCUGAACCAUUACUUUGGGCAGCGGGCGGACCUUGACCAACGGGCCAAGGGGCAAAACUCGUUCAAGUUCUACUGCAAGAUGUGCUUCCUUGCGGCAGAGAGCUCCGAGCAUUUGCUCUACCACAUACUGUCCUCCGACAAGCACAAGGAGGUGGACAUACACAUCAACGCCUUGAUAUAUGAACACAGCAAGGUCGCCAAGAAGUACCUUCCCAAUCUGGCGCCCAAGACCAUGCAGCUGCACGUUUAUAACAGUCAGUUGAUUUCCAGGAAUGGCGACCAGCAGCCAGGGAAAACGUUGCCUCUGCUGCGGCCUGACGCAGGUCCAGCGCCGGGAGGCCCCAUGUUUGGGACAGUGCUGCACGGAACCCCACACAACCCAGCCGCUGUGGUGUGUACCUCGGGGUCGAGCCAGACCUUCCUGCCAGCACAGGCCUCCGCUCUGGUGCAGCUAGCCAGCGCAGAGGCCAAGGGCCUGCUGAGGCCUGGCUCAGCAGCGGCAGCCCUGCACAACACGCAGCCCCCCAGGGGGAUCCCAGCCACUUUGCCCACUUCGGGGGGCUUAGCCACACCAAUGAUUCAGGCCCCGACGGGCACGGCCCUGGCUAACGUCUCUCACAGCGCUCCAAAACCGCUGCCGAUCGCUGCAGGACUACCCGCGCAGUCGCAGCACCAGCACCAGCCCCAUUCGCAGCCCCACUCACAGUCUUCGCACCAGCCCCAUGCGCUUCCGCAGCACCAGCACCAGCCCCAUUUGCAGCAACAGCUGCAGCAGCAGCAGCAACCCCAGCAGCCACGACAGGUCUUCUUGCCGCCUGGUGUUCAGGUCCAGGGCAGUUUGGGUCUGCGGGGACCAACUCCUCAGCCCCUCCUCCUAAACCCGAGGCUCCCUCUGAGCCAACCUGCCCCCCGUGGCACCAUGCUGACCUCACAAUCUCUUCUUAGUCACUUGAUUCCCACAGGAAACAAGGUCAACGGCCUGCCAACUUAUACCCUGGCACCCCUUCCAGUCCCAAUGCCAGUCCAAGCCAACAGUGCCCCAGUGGUCAGUAAAGGACCUGUACCUGCAGCCCAGGUCAAUAGCGCUGCUUUAACGCAGCCUAGCAAGCCAACUGGCAGCUCUGACUCGGACCCUCCCGCGGCUUCCAAACAAGCCAAAAAGUGGAUAACCUGCCCUGUGUGUAAUGAGCUCUUUCCUUCCGAUGUGUACCAGGUACACACGGAGGUGGCUCACAAAGUGCCCGCCAAACCCGCCAGGCUGAAGGGGCUGGCAGCCAGGGCGCCAUUCCUAAAGAAGAUGCCAGAUAAAACUGUUAAAUGCCUGAUGUGCAAGGUUCUGCUGUCAGAAAAGGGACUUUUUGAGCACCUGCUGCAUGGCUUGAACUGCUUGUAUUGUUCUGGAAUUUUCUACUCAAUCAAACAGCUCAUGGAGCACACAAGCCUUGAGCACAGUCCUUUGCAGAAGGCCAACUGUGACUUCAUGAGACGGGAGUAUCGGCUGUACUCCGACGAUUAUGGCAAUCUCUUAUUCCCGUACUUCGAUAUAAACACGACAGUCUCUAAAGACCUAAUUGGAGACAAGGAGGUUAACUUUGCUCUGGUCACUAGCUCUCUGGAUCUGAUCUUCUUGAAGAUGUUUCCAGGCUCCACCGAGCCAGUGUCCAGGCCAUCCAUAACUAAGACUGGCAUCACUAUCUGCCCCUUCUGUCCCGAGAAACUCCACGGUGUGGAGAGUUACAAUAUGCACCUGAAGGCUAAGCAUUUCAUCAUACCCACCAUCCACGCCGUCUUAAAGACCCCGGCGUUCAAGUGCGUGUACUGCAGUGGAGUGUACACGGGAAAGACCACGCCCAAAGCCAUCUCCAUCCACAUGCAGCGCUGCCGGUGCGCACCCAAGACCACCAAAGACGCUGAGAGGCCGAUAAACUCAGACGCCAACGGCCAGUCGGCACCCGCUGUGAACAGAGCCGCCGAGCAGAGACCGCCCCUUCCUCGCCCUGCCCGACAGGCUCCCGCCCCAGCGCCCGCCCCCGCCCCUGCCCCUGCCCCCGCCCCCAAGACCCCCAAGGAUGACGCUGAGCUGCGAAGCAAAAUGAGGCUGGAGGCGGCCCUGCGGGAGGCGGUGGAGGCCAACAAGAGGGAAAGGGAGGCCAGGUCUGCCCCAGUGGGAAAGCGAAGGAAGGUGGAGGCGCCGAAGAGCGCCGCCCAUCCCGCCGUCCCGACCGAGGCGCAGCAGGACCCGCCGGUGGCCCUCGCGUUGGACCCCACGGGGAUGGAGAUGCGGUCCUUCGAUGAACGGAGGGAGUUCAUCGCCAAGUACUUCCACAGGAAGCCCUACCUGACCAAGAAGGAGUGUGAAAUACUAGCCAACCGCCUCUGGCUUAACAAGAUUGACGUGGCGUGCAACUUCGCCAACAAGCGCAACAAGUGUCUGAGAGCUAUCCACAAAAACAGAACUGCGGUACUACUGGGCUUUAACAUGGCUGAGCUGAAGAAGGUUAAGCAUGACCUUUUCAUUCCUGAACCGGCAUCGGAAAAAACAGCUGCUUAAAUGGUUCGAGUACAAAUAAUUUAAGAAAAACAUGCCCAGUGUAUACUUUUUUUUUGGGUACUUUGUGUACAGCAGUCCAGCAACAUUUUGCAGGUCUGAGUGUGUGAACUACUGACUACAAAACUGUCAAGAAGCAUUGUUGGCUGAUGGAUCAUUUAAGUACUGAACAAGAUUUUGUAGGUUUAACAGCAGUUUUUCUGUACAGAUAUGUUGUCCUAGUAUCUUCUCAUGCAGACUGUACUGUUUGGGGAAAAAUAACUGUACUUCGAAACAAAAAAUGUUAACAUUGGUAUGUUAUAUUCAUACAAUAUACGCCUGUAAGUUUUGAACAUACAAUCUGUUGACCUUGAAUUAAUUUACUUUUUCAGCAAUAACUUUUUUUGAAAAUGUCAUGUAAUUACGGUUACAGUAUGUUGAUGAUAAAGAACAGUUAAUUGCCCUUGAAAUUUGUUAGCUGCAUCAUACUUUAAAAAAGUUCUCAAAGCUUAUUUAAGUUUGUAUACACCCGCAAUUCUCAGUUUGUAGAAAUGGGUAUUACUCUGUUUUGAGUGUUAGGCCAUUUAUUUCCACACGUUAUAUUUAAUCUGACCAUUGAAGCAUAACAACCUUAUAUAUUAUUUAUGUAAGAUAACAUUCUGUUUUAUAAUGUGGGGUUGCCUGAUCUUAAUAUUUAAAGCACAACCAUAAGGGCGAGCUGUUACAGAUAACUCAAGUUUUUGGUGAACUUGAUAAAUGUUAAUUAAUUUAAACUUGUAGAUUCUGUGAAAACCUGACUGCGGAUUGCACAGCGACACAGGCCUGUGCUUUUGUAGCGAUUGUUGUAAAGGGAUAAUUCACUUUCUGGAGUUAUUGGUAUCAUUUCAGGUUUAUGAUAUAUUUUUGCUUUAUCCAGACAGUUCUUGUUUGCGAUGAAGGAUAUUUUAGAUUAGGGUGGGACACACACACGCAAACACACACAAACAAAAACAAAAAAAACUUUAGCAUUUAGUGCUAUCAAAUGUCAUUUAAGUAUUAUUGACUUGUUUGCAUUAAUUCCAUAAAUAGCCCAUUUGGAUUCAUUGAUCAGUUUAAAGCUGUUGAAAUGCAUCAAAAUAAAAUUUUUGUUUUCAUUUGAAUCUGAUGUAAAGAGGAAUGGCACAGUAGAUAGAUUAAUGUACUGUACAUGAGGACCAGAAUCCUAGGGAGAUGGAUGUUUAAAACAAUUAGUCAAGAAAGGCUCUUCCAUUGUUUCUGGUGGUUUUAAGUUGGCUGAUGUUCCUUGGAUUACCACGACUUUAGGUCCACACAAUGACCCAGCAUUAGCCUACAGGCUAACACUUGACAGCAGUGAGGAAUACUUCUCUCCUACAAUUGGUACCAGUUCUCUUGUUGUAUUGUGCUGAAUGUAGGGUGUCAAAUGGUUACUGGCUUUACGGGCAAGUGCACCAAAGUAAUGAAUAUACUUCAGCUGCAGUGGUGCUGGUGCACGGGUGGUCUAGCAGAAGCUUGACAGAGCUGACAGUUCCAUAUCGUGUGGAAAAGGUGGAGCUACUUAAGGUUAGACUGUGUAAUGGUACAUUGUGUGCUUGUAUUGCUGUAAAAGUGUUUGAAUUGCUCCAGGUUUUCCAACAAAAAAGAUGAUCACAAGUCAUCCUGUUUUUCUGUACUUUCCAAGAAUCAGUUUUAACCUCAAUUAACAAUGACUGUUCUUUUCCUAUUGGUUCUGUAUUUUUUGACCAAAAAUAAGUUUGAGUGCUGCCUAUAGAUAUGUGCCACAAAUCUAAGCCCCUUAUUCCAAAAUGGCCUUCUUUUUGUUGUGUGUGAAUGUUAACUACGAUCUUAUGCCAGUAUUAGAGGGGAAACAGUUUUAUGUUGUUACUGUACACUGUUACUGUACAUAGCUUAGAAACAUAAUGAGUCAUAAUUGAUCCAAGUCAUUUCCCACAUUUUCAAUAUUGACUUGUCUUUUAUAUCUCUUGUUUGUACAAACAAAAGUAUCUUUAGGUUUUUAUACACACAUUCUCCAGUGAUUAUAAUUUUAUGAAGACCAAAUUCAGCAGUAAAAUCUACAGUGGUGAUCAGUCAAAAUAUAUGAUUUGAUAAGGCUAUGAAGUAUGGUGUCCAAAACAUCUUUAAGAUUACGAAUGAUGCUUCCCAAGUGCAGUUUGACAGGAACCCACCCAUUUUUGAAAACUGUGAAUUGUACAGUGCUGCUAGGAGAGGGCUUGCCAACUGCAUCCACAAAGGGUGACCUGCAGCUGAAGUGUGUGCUCUCCUCUGAUGUAGUUGCAUGUGAAGCUAGUGAUCACUUAAGGAGCACACCGCAUACAGGAGAGCUAGUGACUGUCAGAGAAGUGCAUCUGACACUAAUGAUGGGUGCUGAGAGGAGGUGGGGGGUUAUGCCUUAGCUACCCAGGAAGCCCUGGUCAGUUGAGUGCGCUACAGCAGCAGAGUGUAGCCAGAUGUGUCCUAUAACCGAAAAGUACGAAUCAGCUAACAAUAUGGCCCAGACAUUUCGUACUUAUGCCUAGUUUAUAGAAGUUGGGUAUAAGUGAUUUGUAUAGGGUUAUAAAUUGUUUUGCACAUAAAAAUGUUUUUUCCAAUACAUUUUUAAAUCUUCAAAAUAUCUACUUUCUCCCACUGACCUACAGCAUAUAGCAACAGCUCAGAGCUAUCUUUGGUCCAGUGACAUCAGCAAUCAGCCUUGUUCAGCACUACACUAACUGCAUUUUGGAAUCAUCCUCCUCAAUCACCCAGGUAGUGAGUUAUGUACCAUAUAAUUUUUAUGAAAUUGUUUUAUUUUUGUGACCAGAGUGCCUCUCAAGCGUUCCACAUUGCAGUCUGGAUGAGUAUGACUUCAGGUUUGCUUAUUAUGGAUCCUUUCCGUUAUUGUCAUUUGAAGCAUUGUGUUGCAGUUGUAAAGAAUAAAUACUGUACUGAUUAAAA